Molecule: messenger RNA, 3065 nt
Organism: Fopius arisanus
Lineage: Eukaryota; Metazoa; Arthropoda; Insecta; Hymenoptera; Braconidae
Gene: IntS4
Product: integrator complex subunit 4
Exons: 2
Coding region: 185-2947 (920 amino acids)
Biological process (GO): snRNA processing
Cellular component (GO): integrator complex
Source: RefSeq, a predicted model, not a curated record
AUCCCCUCUAGUCAAUUGGUGUGAACUAUGAUUAACUCUCUAAACUCUAACAACGACACAGUGCCUAACCUGAAAAAACAUUUUCAAGCUAAUGAAUGGUAGCACAAUAGAACAUAAGAAAAAUUAAUUAAUUAAUAAAGGCAUAUACGUCUUAGGAAAAAUCUUGACCGUCUUGACGUCAACGAUGGCAGCUUUAAUGAAAAAACGAGUUUUGGCUGAAUUCAGUCAAAACCAGACGACAAGUCUGGAACCUCCUUUGAAGCGGUUGCGGACACUGCGCCUUUCCUCGAAACCCUCGAGUUCUGAUGGAAGUUCAGCCCUGGCGUAUGUCGAAUGCUUGGAAAAAUGCAAAGGAGGUAACGAUGCCCUACAACUACUCGUUCGGCUCUCGGAUACGCUCUCAGGAAUGUCUUCGGAGGACGUACCAUUAACAGUGAGAAAACUUAUCGAAAGGUUUCACCUGGAGAUAGAGGCGCCAGUGCGUGCAAAGAUCCUGUGGGUACUGGCAGAGCUUGGCCAGGUGACUACUGAGCCGUUGGAAAAGACGAGUAUAAUCGCAGAGAUAUGUCGAUUACUACGCUCAGAGGAGUCCCACAGAGUAAAGAGCCAGGGCCUCUCAACUCUUUUCAAGUUGGGAGAGUUUAACAGAAUUGAGGUACUUAAGGCGGCGAGGGAGCAUCUGCACGACACGUGGCACGGGGUCCAGACUCGAUGCCUAACCAUUAUUGGGAGAUUUCUCAUGCCAACGUCGUCAGACGACACUUUGACAUUGGUGGGAAAUUAUGCGAGAUCCCAGGAUCCGAGGGUGCGAGCUGCAGCUUUCGAGACCACCGCUGAGAUACACACUCAACGAAACUGCAAACUACCCCCGAGUUUUUUCACUGAAGUGUGCAAUGCCCUUCGAGAUGAUUAUGAGAUCGUGAGGAGAGCAGUCCUCAAACUCAUUUGGAUUCUGGGCAAUGAGUAUCCGGAGCACAUAAUCAUUGGUCAGGAUGGUGAGGACAUUAGAAUGAUUGACUGCGCAUUUUCAAAGGUCUGCGAGCUCAUGGGAGACCUUUCACCCAGGGUGAGGGCUUCUGCUAUGUCACUGAUGGGCUCGAUGAAGGGUGUUACCCAGAGAUAUAUUGAACAAGCUCUCGAUAAAAAGCAGAAACGAGUGGAGGACGAGGGCUUGGAAAUGGAGGAGCGAAGUGCAGCCUGUGGGGCCUUCAUUCACGGUCUUGAGGAUGAAUUUCUCGAAGUGAGGACCGCGGCGGUUGAAGCUCUUUGCACUCUCUCCCUCGAGCAGCCAGGCAUCUCCAGGAUCACUCUAGAUUUCAUGGUGGACAUGUUCAACGAUGAGAUUCAAGAUGUGAGAAUUAGAGCGAUUGAGUCCCUUAGAAAGAUGUCAGCUAAUGUGACUCUCCAGGAGGACCAGCUCGAGACAAUUCUCUGCGCGUUGGAGGAUUUUUCAGACGAAGUGAGAGAGGGAUUACACGCGACCUUGGCUGCCAGUAGACUGGCUACCAGAAAUUGCCUUCACAUGUGUGUCAAUCGACUGGUGGAUAAUCUGACGAGAUAUCCACAGGACAAGGACAGUAUCAGAAGUUGCCUGGCAGCUCUGGGUGCCUCUCAUCCCUAUCUCACUCUUCCCCUUGUCCCCCAGCUGUUAGGGAGACAUCCUUUUUUCGAUACCCCAGAGCCAGACGUUGAUGAACCGUCUUACGCUAGUCUUUUGGUGUUAAUUUUUAACGCUGCAUUGCACUGUCCCAGUAUGCAUGCACUCUUCUCUGAGCAUGCUGCCAAGCAUUAUCAUUAUUUGAGGGACACGAUGCCACACUUGGUCCCCAGACUGAGACCCGCUCUGGUAAAUGCACCUGUAGUCAGUAGCCAUGAGAAAGUGGUGGUGGAUGAGGGUGCGAAGGACAGGGAGAGAAGGGGUAGAGAUUUCUUCGAGAGAAUGGCCAAUGGAGUGGAGAAUGCACGGCCCGGUGGCAGGGUUUAUAUCCAGCUGCUAGAGGCUGCUGCUCUCGAUUUAGAUAGACUCGCUGAAAUGGAUAGCACAAUGGAAGGGGCCGCCCACUUCACCUCCUUGUAUAUUCGAUCCCUAUUGCUUCUACAGACUGUUGUCAGAGAGACUGCCGCUGAGGCACCUGGAGAUAUCAGCGCUACGGGUCUUGCAUCCUCUAGCAGCAAUAUUGCUACUCUUCUAAAAUACACUCAACAAUUGCAAAGGCUCUUCACAGGUCUUGAGGAAGCUGAUGUCGCUCUGGCCACUGAUGUCUGGUUAAAGGCCCUCGCUGUUGAACUAAUUAGAGUAACCAAGAGGGCAACAGGUAGUGCUUUACCACUUGCCAAACAUUUUCUCUCCGAGGCUGAUGGUCUACCCCAGGAUACUUCAAGGCUACCACCCUUCUCUAGGCAAUUGGUCAUGGAGAUACCAUCAUUGGGUGAGGCCAAGCCUGGCAGUCUUUCCAGAUUGUUGCUCCCUCUGUUAACGGGGCCUCUACGUAGAGGGGACGAGAGGCUGCCUAGGCCCUCAGCGAGGACUAGACUCUGUCGAGCUCUCAUUGAGGAACCCAGGGGUGACGCCGAUGCUGCUCUUAAAUUCACUGGGGGACUGCUCCUGGGAAUUCCUCUCACUGCCAAAAUCAUAAAUCUCAAAGAUCCCAGCGCGAUUAGAAUCAAACUCAGGCAUCCCGAUCAACAGGUCCAGCUGCUUCUCCCUUGUAAGGCCGAUCUUAAGCCUCAAAAUGCCGCUCAGGGCCGUGAUUACAGACUCAGGACCACUGUUUUAUUGUCUCAUCAGGUCUGGAUGGAGGCGUGCAAUGUCGAAAUUUCUAUAGCCCUUGCUGCACCAUCAACAUUCGCCUGUACUCAUUCACCUAAUGACGAUCCUUGUAUUCUUGAACUUUGUAAACCCACCAAGGUGGCUAUUGCUCCUAAGCCUGUUAAGAGGGCUAUUUAAAUGAGAUUGCAUUAAUAACAUUGGGGUAAUGUGAUCGUUUGUAUUGAUUGAUUUUUACCUUUCGAUUUUAUUUAUUUUUAAAAAAUAAUUGGAAUAAACAUGAGAAUUAUUCUUUGUA